AUGCCUCUCACCAUCCUCUCUCGGUCGCAGCUCCGAGAGGUGCUACAUUCUCUCACUCGCGAAGAGAUCAAUGAGCUGCAACGAAACCUCUCCGAGGCUCUACGCGAAUAUUCCACCGGUGCCCAAGAUAAAGGUUGCUCGGCGACCUAUCAGCCCCAGCGAACGGCCAUUACUCGACAGAAUGGCUGUACCACCUUGUUCAUGCCCGCUAGUACGGGCCAAACCAUCGGAAUCAAGAUGAUCUCACUGCAGGAUGGCUCCGCCGCCGGUUGUGCUGUGGAACGUCCUUUGUUCGACCUUGCUGAUGAGGAAUCGACAUCUUCCCGUUCACGGACUGGUUCCGUGCGCAACUCGGUCGCAUCGCUCUCCUCCGACCUAAGUGAUUUAUCCGUUGAUUCUCAGGAAGAUAGCAGCUCUGUCAGCCCGACAGUGACAACCACAACCUCUGCGGAUAGCGCCGAUAGCUCGACGCUUCUCUCUGGCUGUGUGAACCAACAGCCCGUAGUCGAUAGCAAUGUCUCGAAUACGAUGGGCGCCUGGCCUGGAGCAGGCACCCGGGAUACCUCCCCCAAGGGCAGCGUGACACUUCUAGACAGCGAGAGUCUGCCCUUCGCCCUAAUCAACGCCCACGAACUCACAGCCUUCCGCACCGCCCUCGCCUCCUUGAUGAUUUUCAACCGCCGCAAGAAGGUCCGCACCAUCCUAGUAUUCGGCGCCGGAACCCAAGCAUACUGGCACAUUCGACUGGCGCUAAGUCUGCGCGGCGACGACAUCCGCCGCGUAUACAUCGUCAACCGCUCCUUCGAGCGAGCAGCCAAACUCCUCCGCGACAUCUACCUCCCCGAAAACACCAAAUGGCGCGGCGAAACCAAAUUCUCCGCCAUGAGCACCGACUUCGGCGAAUACAACCGAAUUAUCAAAGAGCAUGUUCGCAAGGCGGACGCCAUCUUCUGCUGCACCCCUUCCGUCGAGCCCCUCUUCCCCGCCGAGUUCCUCACAUCCCGCGAAGGUCGGCAAAAGGGCCGUUUUAUCAGUGCGGUUGGUUCGUACAAGGCACACAUGGCCGAAUUACAUCCCGAUAUCCUGCGCGACGAGGUAAAAGUUUCGCCGCCCCAUCGCCAUUUCCACAAACAUACCAGUCGCAGCGGCGUGGUGGUCGUUGACAGUCUAGACGCGGCCAUAAAAGAGGCCGGUGAAAUCGUGCAGGCUGAUAUCAAGCCGAAGCAAAUGGUCGAGCUUGGCGAGCUUCUCAUGGUGCGAAAUGCGACGCAGGAGGCCGCUGAUGACCAGAAGAGUCUGCGCGACUGGGUAGAGCGUGGAAACGUCAUUUACAAGAGCGUUGGGCUGGGCCUGAUGGAUCUGGUUACGGGUGGCGAUCUGGUUCGUCUGGCGCGAGAGCGGAAGUUGGGGACGACGGUGGAAGACUUUUAG
Messenger RNA from Penicillium manginii, 1431 nucleotides. RefSeq names its product putative proline utilization protein PrnX-like. The transcript has a single exon. The coding region runs from base 1 to 1431 and encodes 476 amino acids. Gene Ontology annotation, cellular component: cytoplasm. Lineage: Eukaryota; Fungi; Ascomycota; Eurotiomycetes; Eurotiales; Aspergillaceae. The record is from RefSeq and is a predicted model, not a curated record.